GGCCGGAGCCAACCAGUUGCUUGCUGGCCUCCUUUUCCAAGUCCUUUCUUUUCUCCCACUCGUGUGUGUGUGUAUGUGGUACCGUAAACAGAAUCCCACUACAUCUCCUUUGAUAACCAUGGCAUUUGUGGUACUACAGUUUAGCAUUUCCAAGUGAGAGUCGUAGGGCUGAGAGGCUACCACUCAACUUUACAAGCAUAAUAAUUUAUCAGCAGCGGAAAGGUGGAAAAAGAAACCAAAGGAAAGGAAAUGGCGCACUCAGCCAGCCCGUCACAGUAGAGUAGCCCCCCCAUCAGUUAGCCAAACUGCUGAACUGCUGCUGCUACUCCACUUCUUCUCCUGCGUCCGUUGCCAUAUAUAGAAAAACAAACCCUCGCCUUUCUCCUGGGCCGAACCAUACAUACCACUCCAGUGCACGCACGCUCGCUUCCCCCGACCUCCCUUCCUCGCUCCCCCUUUGUGGAUAUAAUCAUAUCCUUUCCCACGACCUUGUUUAAUCGCCCACAAAUCCAACGCCGCCGCCGCCACAUGGACAUGGACUCGCCCCCUGUGCCUGUGCCCAUGCCGCCGUCCAAGCCGGCCGACCUCUCGCUCACGCUGGCGCCGGCCGCGCAGUCCGUCGCCGAGGCUGACGGGGGAGCCGGGGCGGGCGUCGACGGCGCGUGCGUCGACGGCAAGGACGUGCGCCUCUUCCCCUGCCUCUUCUGCAACAAGAAGUUCCUCAAGUCGCAGGCGCUCGGCGGCCACCAGAACGCGCACAAGAAGGAGCGCAGCAUCGGCUGGAACCCCUACUUCUACAUGCCGCCCGCCUCCUCCGCGCACCUCCACGCCAAUGCCGCACCGCCCAACUCCUCCGGCGCCACGGCCUCGGGGGCCUACGCCGGCUCUGGCGCUGGCGGCGGCGGCGUGGGCUCCGCCGUGCCCGGCGUGGCCGCGGGCGGCGCGGCGCACGCGUACGCCAGCCGUGCCUACGCGGCCUUGCCCACCACGUUCCCAAUCGCCUCCCACAGCUCCAUCAUGGUCGGCUCCGACCGGCUCCAGUACUACGCGCCGCCACAGGGCGCGUCGGCGUCCUCGGCGGCGGCGGGCGAGCUGUACAGCAGCGGCAUGCAGCAGGUGUCCCGCUUCGCCGCGCACCAGCAGCAGCUCCUGGCCGUCAGCAGCAGCAGCAGCGAGCGCGCGAUGAUGGCCGCGGCCGAGCAGCCCGGCGCCGGGCGCGACGAGCUGAUCGACAUGCUCAACUGGAGGCGGGGCUGCCACGGCCCGACCGCCUCGGCGGCCGCCACCACCCCCUCGCCGGCCAGCACCACCACCACGCUCACCUCCGGAGGCGGCAGCAACUACAACAACAACGGCGAGGAGGCCGAGGAGGAGCUGGACCUCAACUUGAGCCUGUAGCAGCAGUGAUGAGCUCGCCGGCCGGCGCUGCCUCCAAUCCAAGUCCAAGACAAGGUUAAUCCAUGGCCACGUAGUACCUCUACCCUUCUACAACUCCUAUUCGCCCGGCUAUUCAUGUCCCCUACCACCCUUCAGCACGACGUACGUACGUACCGCCCGCCCGCCCGCCCGCCCGCCAAGAUUAGCUGUUUUUAAUUAGAGAAGAAGAAGACGAAGAUGUUAAUUAAUUAAUUAGUUCCUCGAUCGGCCCUCCUUGUAAUCGUGCUCUUUGUAAUUGUACUAUGUUAAUGCUAGCGGUGAGCUGUGCUCCUUGUAAUCGUGCUCUUGAAUUUC
This is a messenger RNA of Aegilops tauschii subsp. strangulata, 1731 nucleotides long. RefSeq lists its product as uncharacterized. The record is from RefSeq and is a predicted model, not a curated record. Gene Ontology annotation, molecular function: DNA-binding transcription factor activity. NCBI's taxonomy places the organism in Eukaryota, Viridiplantae, Streptophyta, Magnoliopsida, Poales, Poaceae.